Messenger RNA from Alnus glutinosa, 798 nucleotides. RefSeq names its product dirigent protein 22-like. The coding region runs from base 73 to 645 and encodes 190 amino acids. The transcript has a single exon. The record is from RefSeq and is a predicted model, not a curated record. NCBI's taxonomy places the organism in Eukaryota, Viridiplantae, Streptophyta, Magnoliopsida, Fagales, Betulaceae.
GACAUAUAUAUAAAGAUACAUACACAAUCUUAAACACGUUGAGCCCUUCUUUCUCCUCCAAAACUCGACGUCAUGGCCAAAAGCCUCUCAAAACUAACGCCCAUCUUAUUCAUUUUCUUCUUCUCAACCUAUGUCACUGCAGAAACACACAAUUUCUCUCGGAAUUUAUCUCCUUCAUCGCUUGGACUUAAACAAGAGAAGCUAAGCCACCUCCACUUCUACUUCCAUGACAUUGUGAGUGGCCCUAACCCCACUGCUGUGCGAGUGGCGGAGGCUGCCACGACAAACACGUCGGCAACAGGGUUUGGAGCCGUCGUCAUGAUGGAUGAUCCGUUGACUCUCGAGCCAGAAAGUAGCUCCAAGCUUGUGGGAAGAGCACAAGGUAUUUAUGCGUUGGCGUCACAGCAUGAAGCGGGGUUGUUGAUGGUAUUGAACUUUGCUUUUAUAGAAGGAAAGUAUAGUGGUAGCACUCUUAGUGUGUUAGGGAGAAACAGUGUCUUCUCGGCCGUGAGGGAGAUGCCAAUCGUUGGUGGGAGUGGAAUUUUCCGGUUUGCUCGUGGAUAUGCUCAGGCAAGGACUCACACCUUUGAUCUCAAAACUGGGGAUGCCGUAGUGGAGUAUAAUGUCUAUGCAUUCCAUUAUUGAGCAAUUCACAUGCUUUAUACUUGGCUGUUCAUGGUUAAUAAAUUUAGUUCUUCUUAUUGAAUAUGUAAGAACAAAGCGAGAGAAGUUUGGGAGAAAAAUAAUUCUCUAAUUUGUAUUGAGUAAGAUAAUGAUAUGUACAUUUCUUGCAGUAUA